AUGAAGAUGAUCCCGCAGCUGAUUGAGGUCUGGAGAGCGGGUAUAGACGGCGCCAAUCAUACGUAUCACGGCGAGUACUGGUGCGAGCCUCGAACGUAUUUCUGGAUUGUGGGAGAGCCUUUCAAGAUCCCGCUUUGGAAGAACACAGGGAUGGAAAACAUGAAAGCGAUUGUAAUACGCCUCAAGAAGCAGGUCCCCGUUGAUGUCAAUUGGAGGCGAAGGCAAUGCGGCUGGGGAGAGGGUACUGCUCUCAAGCCAGUCUUGGUCGAUGUCGAAUGCUUCCUCGCCAUGGUUGGCCUCGAGAACUACAUCGGAAGAAAGACUUUCCAAAUCUACGGUGAGAGGCGGACUCUCCAGGACGCAUGA
This is a messenger RNA of Clonostachys solani, 366 nucleotides long. NCBI's taxonomy places the organism in Eukaryota, Fungi, Ascomycota, Sordariomycetes, Hypocreales, Bionectriaceae. The record is from the annotation of a GenBank genome assembly.